CAGGGAUCCCGAGACCAAGCGCGACGGUUACAAGCUAUCUCUAACCGUCGAGACCUCACGCGAGAACGCGACUGUUCCGCUCUCCGAUCUCGCGUCGGCGUCGGACUCGGACUCGAGCUCCGAGGUCAUCACUGCUGUCACCAGGUCGCCCAUCUCACAGGCGUCGCCACACUCUGAACAACUUUCCUUCCUUCCGACAACGAGGAGUCGUCUGGUGACGAGUCCGUCAUCACCACCGUGACCCACUCGCCGCACCGCGACUCGCCGCACAUGCCACGCCCACACUCGCCCCGCUCUCCAUGCUCACCAGCCUCUCCUUGUUCGCCAUCUACUCCUGGCUCGAUGGAUACCGCUGUUCUUCGUUCGCUGUCACCGCCACCGCGUGCCCCACUCCGCCACUGUCAUCACCAUCACCAUCACCCGCAUCCUCGCCCUCGCCCCCCCCUCACUCUCGUCACCGCAACUACCCGACAUUCGCCUUGUCUCCGCCUCCUCCCUCGCUUCAUCGGCUGUCGUGAGCGUUGAGGACGACGGUUCGUCCGAGUCGGACGCCGAGCUGCACGCCAUCCUCAACGACGAGCACGACGAGAGUGACAGCACUGCGCUGGCAGCCAUGGCCGACGACUCGAGCUCAGAGACUGGUACAUCGCGCUCGGACGCGCUCGAGGCUCUGGCGGUGUAUGCCAAGCUCGAGCAGGACCUACUCGAUCGCGAGGCCCGUGCGCGCGCGUUUCUCAAGCGCAAGCUUGCCGUCGUCCGCAAGCGCGAAGCCGCCUUGGCAGACCGCGAGGCCCGGGUCGAAGCCCGCAUCCGCAAGUAUGCCAAGUCGCGCGCCAAGUUUAAGCGCGAGCGCGAGCUCUUCCGCAUGCAGGUUGCCCAGUUUGAAGAGUACUCGGGUACGUUCUACAAGAUGCUCGCGGCACAGUCGGGUGACGCGCCCGCCGCGCCGCCACAGCCACGCCCAGCACUCGCGGUAUCGCUCUCGUUCUCGCAGUCCGAGUUUGACUUUGAGCUCGCCCGCUCGCAACAGCUCGAGCGAGGCGACGGCGGGGCUAGAGGAACCGGCGCUAGCCGCGGCUCGCCUGACCCGACCACCCGCCGCGCCAUCGAGCGGGCUGCCCGCAAGCUGCAGAUCCUCAACGCCCAUAUGGGCGAGCAGCGUGCGCUGCUCGCGGUCCAGAUUCGCACGUUUGAGGAGAAGCGCGACGCCAAGCUGGCAGCGCUGGCGGAGCUGGAGGCGCGGGCCCACGAUAAGAUCCGCCGCGCCGCCGCAGCCUUCGACGCCAAGUGCCGGAAGAAGGCCCAAGCUCUGCGGCUCGCCGAGGCCCGGCUCGCAGCCCGCGCUGCGCGAAUACAGCAGAGCUAACGAUCGGUGCAUAAAAUUUACAGGUCAGGUAGCAAUGCCAAACCGACACACGUCGCCCGACCACGAC
Thecamonas trahens ATCC 50062 is the source of this 1433-nucleotide messenger RNA. RefSeq lists its product as uncharacterized. Bases 614 to 1366 code for a protein of 250 amino acids. The record is from RefSeq and is a predicted model, not a curated record. Lineage: Eukaryota; Apusomonadida; Apusomonadidae. The transcript has a single exon.